ACCAAACACAACGGAAAAAGUAGUAAACUCUCCCCAUCCGUCAGACAACCGCAUGCACGAAUAGCUGACGAGUCCGGUCGAGUUCAGAUUGAGUUUUGAGCAGUCAUGCAGGCCCACGAGCUGUUGAAGCAGCUGCGGAUCCCUGAACUGUCGGAGGUGAGGGAUUAUCUGCGCAGUUUCUCCACAAACACACUCCUCGGCAUGGGUGCCUUCACCGCCGUCACUGCAUACUGGUAUGCCACGCGGCCCAAAGCCCUCCAAGCGCCCUGUGACCUGCGCAUGCAGUCCAUAGAGCUGCCCGGUGGGGAGUUUGCUCGUCGAGGCGCAGUGUUAAACGGAGGGCCACUGUUGAGCUUCUACUAUGAAGAUGCCAAAACCAUGUAUGAGUGUUUUCACAGAGGCCUGAGGGAGUCAAAAAACGGUCCAUGCUUGGGAUCCAGAAAACCAAAGCAGCCUUAUGAAUGGCUUUCAUAUUCAGAGGUGAUUGAGCGAGCGGAGAAUUUAGGAUCAGCGUUUUUGCACAAAGGACACUCGAAAAGUGGAGACCCGUACAUCGGCAUCUUCUCCCAGAACAGACCAGAGGUCAGUAUUUACAAACAAAUGCAUCUUCACUGCUAUUAUGCUAGCAAAUUUAUUCCCAUGCUCAGCGUAAAUGAGAACAACCCUUAUUGA
Molecule: messenger RNA, 672 nt
Organism: Danio aesculapii
Lineage: Eukaryota; Metazoa; Chordata; Actinopteri; Cypriniformes; Danionidae
Gene: acsl1b
Product: acyl-CoA synthetase long chain family member 1b
Exons: 6
Coding region: 106-672 (188 amino acids)
Biological process (GO): long-chain fatty-acyl-CoA biosynthetic process; very long-chain fatty acid metabolic process; long-chain fatty acid metabolic process
Cellular component (GO): membrane; endoplasmic reticulum
Molecular function (GO): arachidonate-CoA ligase activity
Source: RefSeq, a predicted model, not a curated record